Molecule: messenger RNA, 2802 nt
Organism: Saccharomycodes ludwigii
Lineage: Eukaryota; Fungi; Ascomycota; Saccharomycetes; Saccharomycodales; Saccharomycodaceae
Gene: STE13
Product: Ste13p
Exons: 1
Coding region: 1-2802 (933 amino acids)
Biological process (GO): proteolysis
Molecular function (GO): dipeptidyl-peptidase activity; serine-type peptidase activity
Source: RefSeq, a predicted model, not a curated record
AUGUAUUCUCAAAGAAAAAGAAGCCCCAGGCCUUAUGCUGAAAGAAAUAAUUCAAGUAAUUCUUUGAUUAGUAGCGCUGCACUUUCACACAAUAUGACUGCUACUACCGAUAAAAUAAAAAACAGCAGCAAUACCUCAGCCUCUAUUAAAAAUAAUGAUAUAUCGGAAGAAGAAUUUAAUCAACCGUUUGAUGAAUUUGACUUGGAUGAUAUUGUUCCAGUUUUAUCCGGCGAACAUCACCUUCAUAAAAAUAAGAAUGCAUUUAUAACUUCAACAAUAACUAAUUAUAUUACUAGGAAACGAUUAAAAACAUUCUUAUUGGGAUUUUUAAUUAUUGGAUUGCUUUUUUUCUUUGGCAACUUUUGGCAUGGCAGUAAUAACACUUUUUCUGCUAGUAAAACUAGUUCGAUCUAUUAUGAUCCAAAUGACAAAAGACCGAAAUCAUUUAAUAUAACUGAUGUAUUUGAUGGCACGUUUGCAUAUUAUGAUAAAAAUUUUGCUUUCAUUAGACCACCCGCUCCUUUAAACUUUGAUGUUGAUCCUGGAUUAUAUUACACCACUGUUAAAGGUUCUGAUAAUAAAUAUAGAAUAAACGUUAAAAAGCUGGCUGAUAAAAAAUUUCUUCAAGAUUUAGGGCCUUUAGAAUUUGAAUAUAAGGGGAAAACCUAUCAGAUAUCCGAAUUUCAACUUUCCUUUUAUUUGGACAAAAUGCUUAUAGCUACUGAUAUACAGAAAAAAUACAGGCAUUCGUCGGUGGCACAUUAUUGGCUUAAAGAUAUGGAAACUAGUAUAAUAGAACCAAUCACAUUGGAAAAGCAAAAUGGACCAAGCAGCGCUGAUAACCUGAUUUUUCUAAGAUAUGCUGAUUUUUCCCCCCGUUACAACUUUGUUUAUUUUGUUGAUGCUGAAAAUAACGAUUUGCAUAUGUUCAAUGUAGUUGGCGACGGUACUGUUAUAUCUUUGACAAACGACGGUUCUGUAAACGUUUUAAAUGGUGUCACCGACUGGGUUUAUGAGGAAGAAGUAUUGGCCACUGAUAAGGCGGUUUGGUGGUCCCCGAAUGAUGACAAAAUAGUUUUUAUCAAAUUGGACGACACGAACGUGGAGGAAUAUGUGUUUCCUAAAUACAUCAGCAAGGAUGGUAGUAUGUUAAAUGAAUUUAGUUUUGUUAACUAUCCCAGACCCGGUGGAGAAAUUCCAAAAGUCACACUGCUCAUGUUUGAUUUGAAAAAUAACGUCUUGUCACAAUUUGAUGAGGAUAUUUUUGAUGAACCAAUUAUAUACAACAUCCAUUGGGUGGAUAACGUCAAUUUGUUGGUUAAAAUGACAAAUAGAAUUUCUUCAGUAAUGGCUACAAUUCAUUAUUUUGUAGAUCCUGAAAGCGGCGAAUGGAAUAAACAAUAUUUGAGAACUUUAGAUGCAGGUCAAAUUUAUGAUGGUUGGAUUGAACGACAAAAGAAAAUUAUUAAUAUUCCUAAUAUGAAAACAAGUGUGGAGGAAAAUAUUCAAACUGAUACAGACGAUUCUUUAUUUUUUAAUCCUACCGGAUACACUGAAAUACAACCAGAUGAUUCUGGGUAUGAUCAUAUUUUUUAUUACCCUAACGUUCAUGAUUCCAAUAAUUUUUUUCAAUUAACUAAAGGUGAUUGGGAAGUGCAAGAAAUAUUGGGCUAUGACCAGUCUACCAAGACCUUAUUUUUUACUGCAAAUGAAAUUGGACCAAUGUCCAAACAUUUAUAUGCUGUGAUUAUUGAUGCUUUAACUUCUAAUCCAGAAAUGAUAAUUUUGCAAAACCCUAAUAAUAAAUAUGACUAUUGUGACUUUAUCUUGAGCUCCAGCACCAGGUUCGGUAUCAAAAAAUACUUGGGCCCAAACGUUCCACAAACUUUUGUUGGAACUUUUACUGAACUCUAUAAUGAACUUACUUUAGAAAGGGAUCAGUCUGUAAUAAAAUUAACUGUUGAUGACAAAAUAACAGAUGCUAUCUCUUCUGACAGCUAUGAUAUUCCAAGGACAGCUUAUAAGACAAUGCUUUUAGAAGAUAAUGUGGUCAUUAAUUAUAUAGAAACAUUGCCGCCCAAGUUUAAUCAUGAACGUAAACAUCCAUUGCUAAUUAAUGUUUAUGGUGGUCCUGGAUCAAAUAGGUAUACCACAAAGUUUAAUUUAUUUUUUGAAAGCAGUGUAUCAUCUUCAAUGGAUGCUAUUAUUUUACAAAUUGAGCCUAGAGGUACUGGUAAUAAGGGUUGGAAUUUUAAGAGGUGGGCUAAGGGGAAUUUAGGAUAUUGGGAGCCAAGGGAUAUUGUUGCCGUUACAAAAAAGUAUAUUGAGGAAAAUCAGAAGUCUAUUGAUGAAGAACGUGUAGCUAUUUGGGGCUGGUCCUAUGGCGGAUUUACAACAUUGAAAACCUUAGAAUUUGAUAAAGGAGAACUUUUCAAAUAUGGCGUAGCGGUUGCUCCAGUCACUGAUUGGACUUAUUAUGACUCUAUUUAUACUGAAAGAUACUUGGGUUUGCCCGAUAUUGAAGAAUCAAACAGUUAUGAGCAUGCCAUUAUUUCGGAUUUUAAUAGCUUUAGGUUUAUUAAGAAAUUUUUGAUUGUCCACGGUACUGCUGAUGAUAAUGUCCACAUUGCAAACACUUACAGCUUCUUAGAUCACUUAAUUGAAAAUAACAUAAUGAAUUACGAUCUACAGAUCUUUCCCGAUUCAGACCAUUCGAUUAGUUUUCAUAAUGGUAUGAGAGUUGUAUAUACUAGAUUAUUCAACUGGAUAGGGGACGCCUUCAACGGGAAGUAUGAUAGGUAG